AUGAUCGUAUCAAGCGUCACUCUCGUCUCACUUUCGCUAAAGCACCAACGACCAAAAUUGGCGAAGUCCUUAAAGUUAAUUAAACAGGGAGAAACGGAAAACAUAGCUUUGGCGUCUGUAGUUAAUCUUGUUGAUGUCAGCGGCUUGAUGAUGCUUUCUGAUGUAAUGAAAUACUGCAUAACUGAGGGGUGUCUCACGCUAUUCAACGUUAAUGGUACCUUCAGGAAGACACAGAAGAGCAAGAUACUCCAGAAACUGACACAAGAGCCAAUUGAUGUCUCAUCUUAUACCGCGCUGGUUGACAUGGGGAUGAUCUGGCGACUUGCAUCUCCCACUAUGGAGGGCCGAGAAAAGAACGAUGGGUCUACUUAUACCUGGGGUGACUACACCGACAAAGUUACCAGCAUGCUACUUGCACGCCAUGUGGACGCUGCUACCAUUAUCUGCAUUAACGACCCAUAUGAUCACGUUGAAUCCAUCAAAGAUGACGAGCGUGAGUCGCGUAUCCAGGGGCAAGGUCAUAUUCCCAAUGUGUAUAUGAAAUCAACUGACAAGUUUCCAUCAGCCCGAGAUUUUAAGACCUUUCUCUGCUGUUCCGGGAAUUAGAGACGUCUGCAGGCACUUAUUAAGUCUCAACUAUCUAAAGUUGUCCAGUCAAUCAAUCAAGUCCUGCUCUAUUCAGUUGGUGUAGAAUGUGUAAAUCUCUCAUCUGGUAGUAUUCAACAAGACCUUGCCUUCGAUCAGUGCGAGGCUGACACCAUCAUACUGUCAUUUUACACAGCUCUGAGGGCGUCUGGUUACAAUGACCCUGUGGUCAUAGAUGCAGCGGGCACAGAUGUCUACAUACAGGCAGCUGCCAUUUCGCAUGAUGUUCCUGGUAUAAUCUGCAUCAAGAAAAAGAAGGAAUUGCUUUUCUGCAGAGGCAUGUGUGCUGACGAGGACAUCGCUAAAUGUCUUAUCCAAUUCCUUGUCAUGACUGGCUGUGAUGCAAAUAGCUGCUUUUAUGGUCAUGGUAAAUCGACCCUCUAUGACAAAAUGGUAAAGAGUGUUGAGUGCCGCAGACUUCUUUCGAGCUGUGGGGAGAGCCUUCCUUUAAAAGAAGAUGUUCUAAAUGACCUCGUAUCUUAUGUCACACGGUUUGUAUACGGUGAUGUACAUAGUUCUUCUCUGGAUAUUACCAGAGCAGCUAAGUGGAAAGGGCAAAAGAACAAAUCCUUGAUGCGUCUUCCACCCAACUCGGACAGUCUGAAGCAGCACAUUCUCCGAGCUAAUUACUUGGCCUACAUCCAACGUCAUCCUGAACUAAGAACUCAUCCCUCACCUGUUGGUCACGGUUGGGAACUCAUCAAUGGGUGUUGUAAACCAGUGAGACACACGCAACCUCCGCUUCCUCUUACCUUAUCCAACACUUUACCUCCACAUGACUCAGAGAUUGAUUCUGAGUUUUCCGACGUGAUAGACUCUGAUUUGGACACCUCAUCAGAUGAAGAGGACUGA
Messenger RNA from Paramuricea clavata, 1497 nucleotides. The record is from the annotation of a GenBank genome assembly. Lineage: Eukaryota; Metazoa; Cnidaria; Anthozoa; Malacalcyonacea; Plexauridae.